AUGCGUCUCUGGUGCAUGGCUCGAUGGCUUCUCACUGGCACGGAAAUCGAAAGACUUGACUUCAGGGUCGCAGUCAUCUUGCACUUUACUCCGACCACUACCACGAGUUCUACGACGCCGCCCACCUCGACUACGUUCAUGGAUGCUGACACGCAUGCUGCCUUCGAAGCUGUUUAUCACAGCAGCGCUGGCAUUAACCCUCUAAUCGGCUCUCCCACUGCCCCAUCCUCCGAUGACCAAUACGCCCACUCUCAGUAUGGCCUUGCUCAACGUGUCUUCAUCCGACGUCACCAUCGCGCACUCGCCGCGAACGAACAAGACAGCGAGAACCAGAACGAUUUAGAGAAGGACAUAGAGUACAAACACGACCUGGAGAACACUCAUGACUUGGAGAACAAACACGACUCCGAGUCGGAUUUGGAGAACCACAACGAUUCGGACCACGCUUCAGUUCAUCGAGGCAGUACUCCGCUCGGCGCAUUUGACGCUGGUAUCGAUUCGGAAGACGAGAUUCCCCCAGCCGAAAGCCUUAUCUCUGGGUGCCUCGGUAUCAUCUAUCCGACUCCUGCUGCCCCUUCAUUCGACAGCCCCACCUGCGGUGUUGAUGAUUCGGGUUCUGGCACUGUUGUGGACAACGAUAAGCCUCUGCCCAGUUUGCUGGCAUAUACUCGCGCAAGCUUCAUUUACGAAAACAACCAGUACUCUCGUUCGAUUAAAUAA
Molecule: messenger RNA, 720 nt
Organism: Mycena indigotica
Lineage: Eukaryota; Fungi; Basidiomycota; Agaricomycetes; Agaricales; Mycenaceae
Exons: 2
Coding region: 1-720 (239 amino acids)
Source: RefSeq, a predicted model, not a curated record